AUGAAUCUAAACUACACAUCUCCUGUGCCCCAGAUGCCAGCCCAAAGGUCAACGUCGUUCUUCAUCGAAGACAUUUUGCUACACAAACCCAAGCCGCUGAGAGAAGUCUUUCACUCGCCCUUCUCGGGCUCCCUGGCGUCCCGGAUGCCUCUUCUGGAAUACGGAUACCCACUGAUGCCAACCCCUAUACUGGCGCCUCACCCGCACCAUCCUCUCCACAAGCCCGAGCACCACCCCUAUUUCUUCACCUCUGGGAUGCAGGUGCCGGCACUCUUUCAGCAUCACCCAGAGUUGCCUGGCAAGCACUGCAGACGGCGAAAGGCCCGAACCGUGUUCUCAGAUUCCCAGUUGUCAGGGCUGGAAAAGAGGUUUGAAAUACAGCGGUACCUCUCUACUCCAGAAAGAGUUGAAUUGGCAACAGCGCUAAGUCUCUCAGAAACACAGGUAAAAACGUGGUUUCAAAAUAGAAGGAUGAAGCAUAAAAAGCAGCUAAGGAAAACCCAAGACGACCAGAAAAAUCCAAGUGACCUGGAUCGAUCCAUAGAAAACACAAGUGAGAACGAAAGCAGUGAAAAAAAUUCUGAAGAAGUUAAAACAGGAAUGAACCAGGACUAUAUGCUCGAAGAAAAUGAAGACGAUGUCGAUAUCGAAGAUGAUAUUUGUUCCCCGGAACAUCUAUUAUAA
Messenger RNA from Conger conger (European conger), 684 nucleotides. It is a transcript of the gene bsx, whose product is annotated as brain-specific homeobox. Bases 1 to 684 code for a protein of 227 amino acids. The transcript has 3 exons. NCBI's taxonomy places the organism in Eukaryota, Metazoa, Chordata, Actinopteri, Anguilliformes, Congridae. Gene Ontology annotation, biological process: regulation of DNA-templated transcription. The record is from RefSeq and is a predicted model, not a curated record. Gene Ontology annotation, molecular function: DNA-binding transcription factor activity, RNA polymerase II-specific; DNA binding.